This is a messenger RNA of Prorocentrum cordatum, 952 nucleotides long. NCBI's taxonomy places the organism in Eukaryota, Dinophyceae, Prorocentrales, Prorocentraceae. The record is from the annotation of a GenBank genome assembly.
GCUUCUGGUGCUCGUCGCCCUGCUGCUGGUCAACGCUCUGCAGAUCCGCUUCAAGCAGAGCUCCCUUGACGACCUCUUCAGAGCAUUCAAGGAUGAGAUCUCGGCGUCCGUGGAAGCGAAGCUGGGCACGACCAAGACAUCCAUCAUCUCGGAGAUAUCGAACCACUCCACUGGCUUGGUCAGAGCUGUGGCUGCGCGGCAGGAUGCAGUUAAUCAGCAAGUUCAGGUUCAGCUCACUGAUCUUCAAGCAAGAAGUGAUGUGUUGGAACACUCGCAGCACGAGAUGCGGAAGCAAAUGGAGGAGAUGCGGAAAGAACUUCACUGCCAAGAGAAGGCCAUCCCGAUCAAGGACUAUGAGGACAUGCAGGUGUGGGAUCGCCAGCCAGACCCGACGGUGCUUAUUGCGAGCUUGUCGGAGAUCGCCAGCAAGGAGAAGGUCAUUGCGGAGCUCUCUGAGUGGCUCUCUGAGGCAGGUAUUGGGGAGAAUCAAUACAAGCUCAUUGGUGACAGUCCCAGCAAGAAGUAUGUCAUACAGAUGCUCGGCAAUAGUGAUGCUGCACAGCGCAAAGUUCGUGCGGCUAGACGGGCGCUCAAGCGGGACGCUCAGAACUGGAGGCAAUUUGGAACUGAUGCAGUGCCUGGUGGACGGGCAAAAAUAUUCGUGGGACUGGACAAAUCGGCCAGACAGAUCAGAACGGAAGUACAAACAAAACGCUUGGCGUCCUUUGUCAAAUAUCAGUUACCUAACAAGAGAAUCAAGCAUGACAGAGCCAAGGGAAUCGUGUUCAUCGACAGCAUACCGACGAUUACGGUCCAGGCGGGUGACUCGUUCGAGUCCAAGAGCCGCUUACUAUGGAACUGCACUGCAGUCACGUCGCAGGGAGUGGACCAGAAGGCGCUGCAGGAUACGUUCAAUGCUACAUUCAAUGCGGUCGAGGACUCAGUGCAAUGA